AUGACCGAUCCGGACUUGAAGAACGCGAUUUUGCGGCUGACGGACAUAUUGGCCAAGCAGCAGGAGACCCUCGAACGGUUGCAGAACCCGGGUCAUCCGGCUGGCGGCGCAGAACGGAUCGUCGAGUCGCUGGCAAGCGGAAUUCAAGAGUUCCAGUACGAUCCGGAUGCCGGAGUCUUCUUCGAUGGCUGGUACGGGAGGUACGAGGACGUUUUCACCAAGGACGGCAAGGACCUCGACGACCCCGCUCGAGUGAGGUUGCUUCUACGGAAGCUUAGCACGCCCGUCCACGAAAAGUACACCAACACGGUUCUUCCCAACCAUCCCCGGGAUUUCACGCUGGCGCAGACCGUUGCGAAGCUCAAGAAGCUCUUCGGCCGGCAGAAAUCCGUUUUCCACGCCCGUUACCAGUGCUUGCAGUACGCCAAGAACGACGCGGAUGACUUCACGACCUAUGCUGCCACGGUGAACAAACACUGUGAAGCGUUCCAGCUCUCCAAGCUUUCCUCGGACCAGUUCAAAGCGCUCCGGUUCGUCUGUGGACUCCAAUCGCCACGGGACGCGGACAUACGAGCCCGACUGAUCUCCAAGCUUGAAGCCGACGAAACCGCAGCUGUCGAAGCAGCUGCAGCAGGCGCUGCCGCCGGCGACGCUGGCGCAGCAGGCGUUGCUGCCCGAAGCAGGGUGACCCUGGAGAACCUCGUGGAAGAGUGCCACCGUGUGGCCAACCUGAAGCAGGACACGCUGAUGGUGGAGAACAAGGAUGCACGCAACGUCAACGUUGUGUCUCGCAACCAGAAGAAGCCUGCCUCGCAGGGGAAACCAAAAACCCCGAAAACGCCCUGUUGGAAGUGCGGGGACAACCACUACGUUCGAGAGUGUCCGUUCGCUUCGCACACCUGUUCCAGAUGCAAGCAACAAGGACACAAAGAGGGCUAUUGCUCCAGCAACAAGCCCACCACCUCGAAGCAGACGAAGCCCAAGGAGAACGUGAGGUCGAAAGGUAUCUUCACGGUCUGCAACAUCGGAAGCAAGCGGAAGUUCGUUCCGGUCGAGCUCAACGGCACAGCAGUCAAGCUCCAGCACGACUCGGCGUCCGACAUCACCAUCAUUUCGCAAGAAACAUGGACCAGCAUCGGACAGCCAGCCGCUCGACCCACCGACGAAUCUGCUGUCACGGCUUCCGGAAGCAGCCUCAACCUUCUCGCCGAGUUCCAGACCGAGAUCACCAUCGGAGGCGUCACCAAGCGUGGACGCAUCUUCAUCUCGGACAGCGCCGAACUCAACGUCCUUGGCAUCGAGACGAUGGAUCUUUUUGAUCUGUGGUCUAUUCCGAUCAACAACUUGGUCAACGCCGUGCACCAACGCCCCGACCAAGUCAUCGAGCAACUCAAGCAGCAGUUUCCGGAGGUGUUCCGAAGCACGCUGGGUAGAUGCACCAAAGCGCAGGUGAAGCUGUACCUCAAGCCCGACGCACGUCCAACCUACUGCCCGAAGCGACCAGUGGCGUACGCCGCUCUUCCGAAGGUGGACGCAGAACUGCAGCGGCUCCAGGACAACGGUAUCAUCUCGCCAGUUCAAUUCUCGGACUGGGCAGCUCCGAUAGUCGUCGUGCGCAAGGCGGACAACGUCUCCGUCAGGAUUUGCGGUGACUACUCGACGGGGCUGAACAACGCGCUUGAAUCUGACCGUCACCCGCUGCCUCACCCCGACGACCUCUUCGCGGAACUGGCUGGCGCACACUUCUUCACACAUCUCGAUUUGUCUGACGCCUACCUGCAGGUCGAGGUCGAAGAGGAAUCGCGAAAGCUGCUCACCGUGAACACGCAUCGUGGCCUGUUCCAGUACAACCGACUGCCGCCUGGAGUCAAGCCGGCGCCUGGAGCCUUCCAGCGCAUCACCAACAGCAUGGUUGCCGGCAUUCCUGGAGUCAAGACGUACCUGGACGACAUCCUCAUCGCUGGCCGCACCAGAGAGGAUCACGAUCGCAGUCUUCGCGCUGUUCUCGAGCGCGUGCGUGAGUAUGGCUUUCACUUACGCAUCGAAAAGUGCCGUUUCGCCCUGCCACAGAUCAAGUUCCUCGGACACAUCGUGGACAAAGACGGCAUUCGGCCCGAUCCAUCCAAAACGGAGGCCAUCGCCCAGAUGCAGCCGCCGAAGGAUGUCCAGCAGCUGAGGUCCUACCUCGGCGCAAUCAACUACUAUGGACGGUUCGUGAAGCAGAUGAAGCAACUCCGGGCUCCCCUGGACAACCUGCUCAAGAAGGACGCACCCUGGCGCUGGUCCGCAGAAUGCCAGAAAUCGUUCGAGCAGUUCAAGGCCAUCCUGCUUUCCGAUCUGCUGCUCACCCACUAUGACCCGUCCAAGGAGAUCGUUGUCGCAGCAGAUGCAUCGAAGUACGGCCUCGGCGCCGUCAUCAUGCACCGAUUCCCGUCCGGUGAGGUGAAGGCCAUCGCGCACGCCUCUCGCUCACUGACGCCAGCGGAGAUGAACUACGGACAAGUGGAGAAGGAAGCCCUGGCCCUGGUUUUCGCUGUCACGCGAUUCCACAAGAUGCUGUACGGACGCCACUUCCUCCUGCAAACCGAUCAUCAACCGCUGCUCAAGGUAUUCGGCUCGAAGAAAGGCAUUCCUGUCUACACGGCGAAUCGUCUUCAACGCUGGGCCUUGACGUUCCUGCUGUACGACUUCGACAUCCAGCACGUUUCGACGACGGCUUUCGGCUACGCUGAUUUCCUCUCCCGGCUGAUGUCAUCCCAAAGCCGGCCAGACGAGGAUUACGUGAUUGCCGCCGUCUACGUCGAAUCCGAAGCCAGAGCCAUCCUCGACGACUCAAUCAGCAACCUUCCAGUCACUCACAAGAUGAUCGUGGCUGAGACGCGAAAGGAUCCAGUUCUCCAGCAAGUGGUGAGUUUCCUCAACGAAGGUUGGCCAGCGAGCGCCAAGCUGAUUGCUGACCCUGAUGUCAGAAAGUUCUUCGCUCGGCGCGAUGGACUCCAAGUCGUCGACGACUGUGUGAUGUUCGGCGAUCGGAUCGUCGUGCCCCUCAAGUUCCGCAAACGGAUCAUUCGCCAACUGCAUCGUGGACACCCAGGGAUGGACCGCAUGAAGUCUCUGGCCCGCAGCUACGUUUACUGGCCGAACGUAGACGACGAUGUGGUGCAGUUUGUUCGCCAGUGCAAACCGUGCGCUGCUGCAGCGAAAUCCCCGACGAAGGCGACCCUCGAGUCGUGGCCUCUCCCGGACAGGCCGUGGCAACGUGUCCACAUCGACUACGCUGGACCAGUCGAUGGUUACUACUACUUCGUCAUCGUGGAUGCCUACUCCAAGUGGCCCGAGAUCUUCCGCACUCGUGCCAUAACCGCAACUGCAACCCUGGACAUGCUUCGUGAGACCUGUUCCUGUUACGGCAACCCGGACGUCCUGGUCUCAGACAACGGAACGCAGUUCACCAGCGGGCAGUUCGAGGAGUUUUGCCGUGCAAAUGGUGUCGCCCAUCUCCGCACUGCGCCCUACCACCCGCAGUCAAACGGCCAAGCGGAGCGAUUCGUUGACUCACUCAAACGUGGCCUCAAGAAGUUGAGUGAGGGGGAAGGCUCGCCCACACUGGAGCACUUGCAAACGUUCUUGUCGGUGUACCGUUCCACGCCCAACCGGAACACACCGAACAUGACGUCUCCAGCUGAAGCAUUCCUUGGACGACCCGUGCGCACCACACUGGAUCUGCUGAAGAAGCCUGUUUCUGCCACGCCGGUCGCCGUCAACCACAAGCAGAACGAGCAGUUCAACCGUCGGCAUGGAGCCGUCAAGCGCGAGUUCAAGGACGAUGACCUGGUCUACGCCGAGUACCACCAGCGCAACACCAAGUCCUGGAUUCCUGGCCGUGUCGUCGAACGGAAAGGUUCCGUCAACUACAUCGUGCAGCUGGACCUGGAAGGAAGACAGAGGAUCGUGAGUUCGCACGUCAACCAGUUACGCCCUCGCUACGAUGCUGAAGUUCCUGACCAAGUCCAACAACGUUUACCGUGGGAGAUCCUGAUCGAAGAAGCUCGACCGAUGCUGCUAGCCGACCAGGAAGAACCUGAAGUUCCCAUCGAGAUCGACAUUCCUGUUCCAGACAGUCCCGCACCACCGGCCCUGCCUGGAACCGAAGAUCCACUGGAAGGUGGAUCUGGCACAAACCACUUUGUGCUGCCUGAAGAAGAUGCCGUACCCGCCGACAAGCCCGUAACGUCGCCGAAGCCGCCGACACCGGUACUUCCUGUUGGUCCACGACGUCCCAUUCGACCAUCCAGAAUUCCACGGUGGCUGAAUUUGUACGACAUCUCUUAAGGGGGAGAUGUAGCAGGCCUUGACCUGCACAGCUGAUGCAAGUCAGUUCAAUCCCGACUAGCAAACCAGUCGGAUGCAAAUAAACAGUUUUUCCGCUACAA
Molecule: messenger RNA, 4433 nt
Organism: Culex quinquefasciatus (southern house mosquito)
Lineage: Eukaryota; Metazoa; Arthropoda; Insecta; Diptera; Culicidae
Exons: 1
Coding region: 1-4332 (1443 amino acids)
Biological process (GO): DNA integration
Molecular function (GO): nucleic acid binding
Source: RefSeq, a predicted model, not a curated record